Messenger RNA from Trichobilharzia regenti, 2037 nucleotides. The record is from the annotation of a GenBank genome assembly. NCBI's taxonomy places the organism in Eukaryota, Metazoa, Platyhelminthes, Trematoda, Strigeidida, Schistosomatidae.
GUGUAUCUAAAUUACAAAUUGAAUCAAGUCAUCACUAAGAUUCGUCGAAGAACUUUGUGUUGCAUUGGACCUUUGGACAUCCGAAUUACUAUUAGUUAUUUCAAACAGAAUCCUAUUUCCUUUCAACUAUCUUGCGGGAAAGUUGAUUUGUCCCUUGUCGACUAUCAUUGGUGUCUGUAUUUGUCUCGUUGGUCUCGCUGGGAAUCUCAAGGAGUUAGAGGCUGCUGCAGAGCUCAGGGAGAAGUUUGUUCCAUCAAUCGUUUCAUAUAUUUUUAGGACCUGGGAUUAACUUGGAAAUAGACCUUCCUUUUACAUUUUUCAUCACCGCAAAGCUCCCUUGUCGACUAAUCCCACCCUCUAAUUCAGUAAUCACAAUGUCCACCAAUCCUAUUGUUCUUGCCCGUGGACACACUGAAGCAGUCACAACUUUGUCACUUUCUGAUCAUCUGCUGGCAUCUGGAAGUGCGGAUGGCAAUACCUAUUUCUGGUCUCUGGAUCAAAGUCCUUGUCCUGUUCUCCAGGCUCCAAGAUAUGGUCACUGUUCUAGUAUCAAAUUUAGUGUCAAACAAGAAAAUAUACUCUACGGGGCGUAUAGCCAAGAAAUUAUCUCGUGGGAUAUACGCAACUUAAGACAGCUAUUCGAUAUUUGGAAAGUUAAUGAAGGGAGAGUAAAUUCGAUUGACGUAUCUGAGACUGAAGACCGGCUGGCGUCAGCAGAUGAUACUGGUACAGUACAGAUUAUUGAUCUGAGUAAUGGUUCGCUUGUUCGUACUCUCAAGAAACAUGAUAACAGCGUGUCUUCAGUUAAGUUCCGACCGGGUCGUCCCUGGCAGCUGGUGAGCGGUGGUGUCGACUGUAAAGUUGUCGUAUCCGACUGGCGGGGAUCAGGCUUGGCGGUUAAUAUUUUUGAGCUGAGUGAAAUUGCUGACUACUCUGGCUCAGACUCAAACAAUGUUGAGGCUGACUAUUCUUAUAUAGACAGUAUAGAUGAUGAAUCCUUGAAUGUACUCCUCCGUUCCAACUCCACCAUGAACUUUGACGGGGGUAAUACCAGAACGAAUGACCGCAUUCGAGAUCGGUUCGCCGAGCAGAUUGCCCGGUUGUUUCUUAUCCCUACGCCAGUGUCAUUCAGUCGGGAUCGCCAGCGUCGUAACAUAUCAGUCAGACGUCCUUGCAUCAACUCAGUUUCCUGCUCGAUGUCCGGUGACAUCGUUGCUGCCUCACUUGAUAGCAAGACCAUUGAAUUGUUUUCCGGUUAUGGUAAAAAGUUGAUGCAUUAUGAAUCAUUGUAUGGUCACGAUGGUAGAGCAUCAACUGUACACUUUAUAAAUGAAACAUUACUAGUCAGUGGUUCAUGUGAUGAAAAUAUUUUUGUAUGGAAUAUUGAGUCAGAAGCUUAUGGCCAAGCUACAUAUCACGGUGAAGAAGUGAGCGCUUUUGAGGGUAGACGGCUUGAUCGUCUUAUCGUCGCGGAUUCCUCUCCUGUAAUUAAAGUACUGGAUUUGUCUGUCGAAUGAACUAUCAGCACCGUCAGUAUAGCUCUACGAAAUAUGCAGCGUCUUCUUCUGCUUCCUAUUUUUUAUAUUUUGUGUGUUAUAAUUAAAAUUAAGUUGAAAUGAUGAUUCGCAAAUGCUGUAUUCCUUUGUUUUUUGUACAUUCAACUUUCCUUUCAACAUUCCUAGGUUUCUAUAUGGUGUUCCCGUUUAUUUGUACAUGCAUUAACCUUUUUGCCGUUUUAAUCUAUUUUUCAUAUUAACUACGAUAUCCAUACGUAUAUGUACACAUAAAAACUGUCUACGUUUAAAUGGUUAUCAAUCGUUAUGUGCAUGUAUUGUAUAUAUGUAUAUGUUAGCCGUUUUUAUUUUUCUACCGAGUUUAUAAACUGUUAACUAUUUGUACUGUAUUAAAUUGUUAAACAUGUUAGUUAAGCUGUCAAUUUGUUUUCUUCUAAUAAUCCGGCUGCUAUUAUUGUUAGUAUCUCAUCAAACUUGUGAGUGAGGUCUUAGUUGGAUGUCGGGAAUGUAGGCAGGUGUCGAC